Molecule: messenger RNA, 2499 nt
Organism: Xiphias gladius (swordfish)
Lineage: Eukaryota; Metazoa; Chordata; Actinopteri; Istiophoriformes; Xiphiidae
Product: UDP-glucuronosyltransferase 3A1-like
Exons: 10
Coding region: 812-2368 (518 amino acids)
Molecular function (GO): UDP-glycosyltransferase activity
Source: RefSeq, a predicted model, not a curated record
UCACACCAAAUAUCAUUAUGAUCAUUAGUACGUGAUUUCCUGUACUUGUGAAUGGAGGGGGUUACAGUCUGUCAGCAGCUUUAAGAGAAUGUAGCUCCUGUUAACAUUUCCAUCUGUUUAAUGUGAUGCAACAAGGGCUGGCGGAACCUCCCACUCGCUUGUCCCUCCACAUUUUCUCUCUUUCCCUCCCUUUCAUUAUCACUGCAGGCCCAGGGCUCUUGGACUUCUCAGUGUCUGACUUUUAGAGAAAACAGAGUCAUUCACGUGUGUCAUAUAGACAGAGCCAUACUUGCAGACUUGCACCCGAAACCUCUUGAAUGAUAAGGAAUAAAUCAGCACCUUAAUGUUGGACCUUAUCCAUCUAGUGCAAGAAAAAGCACACUGGAUACAGUCUAGGUACACUAGCUAAGGAGUUGGGAUGUCCUCCCUAUCAAAUUGACACUGCAGACAGUAUUAAAAAACUUUUAUUUCCGGCUCAAACGGACAUGAGAUCAAAAAGAAGACUUUCAGGACCUAACGUGGUGCACUGAAAAGAUGAUUUAACCAAGAAUGUGUUUUUCUCAGUUUUAUGUUGGUAAUCCUGCAUUUUGUCCUGCUGAUUUCAUGUGGAAAAUUUUCCAUUUGUCUGGACCACAACCCUUUUUUAGGACCUGUCUGCCCUGGUCGCUCGUUGGAUCUGACUCAGUUAAAAGAGCAAACUUUCUCACAGGGAAUUGUUCAGACAGGACGGCUUUCAUUUUGGUUUAUUUUUGAAUUGGAAGACUAUUUUUGACUUUGGCCGCAGGUCACAGUGUACUACUCUAAUAACAACAUGGGGAUCGUAUUUUGGAUGUUUUCUCUUCUGGCUCUUCCAGUACUUUGGUCUGCCAAGAUCCUGACUGUCUGUCUAAUUGGAGGUAGCCACUACUUGCUAUUAGAUGAAAUUUCUCAUAACUUACACCAGCAUGGCCACGAGGUCCGCAUGCUCUUGCAACUGGGCAACCCUGUUAUUACAGGUUUCUCCUAUGAAGGUCGUGCAGACAGUUACCAGACAAGCACCUGGUCCUUAGGAGAGAAAUAUAUUAAAGAAUACAAUGGCUGGUUCCUGGAGCAACAAACACAGUUUUUACUGGGAAGGGAUAACUUUGAUAACUUUUUAAACUUCAUGGGGCACUUGUCCUAUCAGUGUGACAAGUUGUUAGGGGACAAAGAGAUCAUAAAUUUCCUCCAGAGGCAACGCUUCGACAUCACCAUCCUUGACGCUUUUAACCCUUGUUCCUUCAUCCUGGCACACAGACUUGGUGUCCACUAUAUAGCUUUCUAUCCUGGCACUCUGAACGGUCCUCUGUCCAUCGCUCUCCCCAGCCCAGUCUCCUACAUCCCAGUCUUCAGCUCCCAGCUGUCCGACCAGAUGAGCCUCUGGGGUCGUGCAAAGAACCUGUUUUAUUCUUUCCUGGUUCCUGUAGGCCAGGAACUUGUAUGGUCGACAUUUAGGGAAAUAGCUGAUCGCCACCUUGAGUCACCCCCUGGUGGUCUGGAGGAGUUACACCAAGGAGCUGAACUCUGGGUCUUCAACACUGACUUUUCACUGGAGUUCCCCCAGCCUCUUAUGCCCUACACUGUGCUGGUAGGAGGUCUACUGAAUAAACCUGCAAAGCCUCCGGAACAGGAUCUUGAGUUGUGGAUCUCCAGUUUUGGAGAGGCAGGUUUCAUUGUCGUGACUCUGGGAUCAAUGGUCUCUUCAGUCUCUGUGGACCCUCUGCUCGUGGAGCUGGUGGCCGGCUUCUCCAUGAUCCCUCAGGGGGUGCUCUGGAGGUAUGACCCCAAGCGAUGGCCAUCUCACCUGGACAGACCUCCCAAUCUCAGGCUGGUGGACUGGCUGCCUCUUAAUGACCUGCUGGGCCACAAGAAAGCAUGUCUGUUUAUCACCCAUGGUGGACAAAACAGCCUGCUCCAGGCAGUGUACCAUGCUGUUCCUGUGCUGGGAAUUCCUCUGUUUGGAGACCAGUUCGAUAAUGUGGUAAGGGCUGAAACAAAGGGACUUGGCCUCACCAUCAACCCAACACACAUCACUAGGAAACUGCUCAGCUCUGCUAUUCAAACACUCAUACAGGACAUCAGGUUCAAGUCCUCAGCUUUGUCCCUUAGCAGGAUCCACAGAUCCCAUCCUGUCCCUCCAGCCCUUCGACUCAUCCAGUGGGUGGAGCACAUCCUGCACAGUGGGGGUGGUGCUCAUUUAAGGCCGACUUCGCUUACGCAACCAUGGUACCAGAGAUACUUGUUGGACCUGGUGUUUCUUCUCUCCCUUGGGCUUCUCGGACCUGCAGUUCUCUGCUGGACUUUCUGUAGGAACAAGAAUAGCAGGGAUAAACGCAAAAAAACCCAAUAGCACCAGCAAGCGUCAGAUUUAUACCUCAUUUAUGUGUCACUUGUUUAUCUUGGACUUACUGUAUGUUGUACCAUACUGUAUAGAACUUUUGGAGAACUUUUUAAAAAAUGAAUCCUUGCUACCUUAAAGUA